Parastagonospora nodorum SN15 is the source of this 543-nucleotide messenger RNA. RefSeq lists its product as hypothetical. The transcript is spliced from 2 exons. Lineage: Eukaryota; Fungi; Ascomycota; Dothideomycetes; Pleosporales; Phaeosphaeriaceae. Bases 1 to 543 code for a protein of 180 amino acids. The record is from RefSeq and is a predicted model, not a curated record.
AUGUCUGGCCUCGAUCCCAAGGGCCCGUCGCAGCCCACGCUCAACCAGGCGUACACCACACCCGGAAACCCAGUCGAGCAGAACCCAGCCGAACGCGCUCAAGCUUCCUUCAACGCCGCCGACAACAGCGCCAGUGUCGACCAGCGCAUCCCCACCAAGCAAGCAACCGACGCGCAAGGCCUAGAGAACGCAAAGGCACCUGGAGGCGGCCGACACGGCGCGCCACCAGGCGAAGAAGCCCAGGGCUUGACCGAGGAGGAUGUUGGCAGACACAAGGAGCUAGACGGCGAACAAAUGGCCGCACCGGGAGAAGGCAAGGUCGCUGCUGCAGUAGCAAAGGGUGGAAAGGGUCAGGGAGGAGGUGGUGCUGAGCCUGAUUUGGCGUCGGACCUGGACAGGAAAAAGGCAGAACAAGCCGACGCCCGCAACGCCAUCAAGCAAGAGCGACAAGACAACUUCGAAGCCGGCGGCGCAGCUGGACAACAAGGAGGGCCGGCGAAUCCUGUAGGCAAGGGUAACUAUCCCAACAGUGGAUCGGGAUAA